This is a messenger RNA of Amyelois transitella, 1567 nucleotides long. RefSeq names its product paired mesoderm homeobox protein 2. The transcript is spliced from 3 exons. The coding region runs from base 205 to 1314 and encodes 369 amino acids. Gene Ontology annotation, biological process: regulation of transcription by RNA polymerase II. NCBI's taxonomy places the organism in Eukaryota, Metazoa, Arthropoda, Insecta, Lepidoptera, Pyralidae. The record is from RefSeq and is a predicted model, not a curated record. Gene Ontology annotation, molecular function: RNA polymerase II transcription regulatory region sequence-specific DNA binding; DNA-binding transcription factor activity, RNA polymerase II-specific.
CGAGGAUUCGUACGGCGCGAGCGUUCGUCGAUCCCGAGGGCUCGGCUAAAUGAAGUUAAAUUGUUUAAUAUCCGAGCGGUUCAAUCGGUCGUGAGGCUAGGCCGAGCCGUGCAGCAGAGCAGUGCGAGGACCGGCGACGCGACGGAGCCGAGCGAGGUGCGCGCGGAGGUAGCGGGCCCGCACCCGCCGCCGCCCGACACCUACAUGUACGUCUGCGGGGACGGCGGCCCCGGCGGCCCGCCAAGGUACGAGUGUGCCUUCGAAGGGCCCGGGGCGAUGGAACAGCAGGCCUUUGAAGACCACAUGUUCGGGGAGUUCGGCAAAGAAAGGCACGUUCAGGUCGUGGUUGGAGCCGGGGGCGAGCUGUACCGGGACGAGUUGCCAGUGUUCGCGGCCGAAGCUAAGCGGAAGGAUGAGUCGCCACUGAUGCUGCCGCCGGUGGAGGCAGCCCCGCCACCACCACCGCCGCCAGCUACAAAGAAAAGCGAAAAGAAAAAGGGCGACAACAAUGGAAUUAAGAAAAAGAAAACGAGGACUACUUUUACGGCGUAUCAGUUGGAGGAACUAGAACGGGCAUUUGAACGGGCGCCCUAUCCUGAUGUGUUCGCGAGGGAGGAGCUGGCUCUCAAACUUAAUUUGUCUGAAUCACGAGUCCAGGUGUGGUUCCAAAACAGAAGAGCAAAGUGGAGAAAACGAGAGCCACCAAGAAAGACUGGUUACAUUGGAUCUAGUUCACCAAGUUCUACUACAAUAGGCGGAGGAUUUUCCGGAAUCGGUAGCAAUCUCCCCGCAUUUCCUCAAAACGGGCUCCCCGCCCCCGGGGACUCCUGGUCGUAUCAACAUUCUUACGAAUUGUCGUCUCACCACCUAUUAUCGUCAGGUAGCAGCGGUUAUCCAGGGUUCAACGCCCAGCCUGCCGCGUAUUCGUAUACGACCGUCUUGAACGGCCACGACGGACAGAUGUUCGCACCGCGGCAUUCUUACGAGUACGGCGAAGGAAGCCCGCCUCCUUUGGGAGUCCGUGAUUAUCCAAUGAUGGCAGCGCAUUCCCCGCAAAUGGAAGGGCAUGCCCACGAGGAAAAGUUGGAGUACCGUGCGCACGAACAUCAAGAAAAAUAUGCGCCGUGUGCGCUGCAAGAAGAGCCACCGCGGUACGCGCCGCCGCCCGAGGACUACGACAAGUGCGCGAUGGUCUCCCACGACAAACAUUCUUACGAGAUGGAGCGACACUCGGAGCUGGGCCAGCCCGUCGUUGUCAAGAUGGAGCCCAGCCCCGGACAAUCCUAUACUUCCCUGCCCCCUUUUUUGAAUUGAAAUACUCCUUUUCGAAAUUAUCCUAAACUAUGAGUAAUUUGGAAAAGGAGUAUAGAGUAGGAAUAGCAUUUAUGAUGACAAGUUUAUUUUAUAACUAUAUAGGGUUUUCUAUCGAGUCAUCGAUUUUCUUUUACUGUAGGUUAUGUAAAUGCUUAAAUAAUAUUUAUUCCAUAUUGGUGAAUAAACUAAUGGGUUGAAAUAUGAUAGGUACCAAUGUAAAAAAUUAAGUGACCUACCUUAGUAAAGAAUAAUA